This is a messenger RNA of Brassica napus (rape), 3159 nucleotides long. RefSeq names its product lysine-specific demethylase JMJ706-like. The record is from RefSeq and is a predicted model, not a curated record. Gene Ontology annotation, cellular component: nucleus. Lineage: Eukaryota; Viridiplantae; Streptophyta; Magnoliopsida; Brassicales; Brassicaceae. Gene Ontology annotation, biological process: chromatin remodeling. Bases 420 to 2762 code for a protein of 780 amino acids. Gene Ontology annotation, molecular function: histone demethylase activity. The transcript is spliced from 11 exons.
CCCAAGUUUCCACCUCUCUCUCUCUCUAGGUCUCAUUUAGCGUCUUCUCUCUCCUCUACGCCGUGAAACUGAUUUCCUCUGGCCGUUAACCGUUUUCCCGAUUCAGUUUCUAGCCGAGGAUUAGCUUUGUUUAUAUUCUUCCUUUGGUGUGGAUAAGUGUAUGGGGUUAAUUUUGACGUUUCGUUUGACUCGGCUACGCGGCGACUCGGACCUCCGCGUUUGACUUGGUCCUCGCUCGUUUCCGCCGCGUUUUCGUAGAAUGUGGCUUGCCUUAUUUGCAUGCCAGGCUUUAUAUUGAAUUCGCAGUCUCGAGAUCGUGAUAUCUUAGGGUGUCGUCUUUGUUCUUUACUUGUUGCGGUUGGUUUUGUAAUCCGUCGCGUGAAAAAACGGUGGCUCACGGUGGCAGAUUACGUAAUGCUAUGGCGGAGAGGAGAAACUACUUGUCCAAAGAGGCUAUAGAUGGGUUGGAGUAUCUGAAACGUAAAAGACUUCAGAAAAUGAAAUCAGGCUCUGUCAAUGGAACAGUAGGUCUCAGUACAAUUGCUAGAAGCGGAGGUGAUGCAACGAGACCAUCUUCAGCGUCAUGUGGAAUGAGAUUACGGGUGACUGCUAGUGAUACAGUAUCUAGAGUGAAUGGUGCAUCUACUGGCAAGGGUGGAUUCUUGAAGGAGGAGAGGUUUGAGACAGAUGAUCUUAAAUGGACCGAGAGGCUUCCCGAAUGUCCUGUCUACAGACCAACAAAGGAUGAGUUUGAGGAUCCUUUGACUUAUUUGCAGAAGAUUUUCCCAGAAGCUUCAAAAUAUGGUAUCUGCAAGAUCAUAUCUCCUUUGACGGCAACUGUACCUGCAGGCGCUGUGUUGAUGAAAGAGAAAUCAAAUUUCAAGUUCACCACCAGAGUACAGCCUCUUCGACUUGCUGAGUGGGACUCUGAUGAUAAAGUUACGUUCUUCAUGAGUGGGAGGACCUAUUCAUUUCGUGACUAUGAGAAAAUGGCGAACAAGGUAUUUGCACGUAGAUAUUGCAGUGAUGGCUCUUUGCCCGACUCAUUCUUGGAGAAAGACUUCUGGAAAGAAAUCGCGUGUGGCAAGACUGAAUCAGUUGAGUAUGCGUGUGAUGUAGAUGGUAGUGCAUUUUCGUCUGCACCUGAUGACCCACUAGGAAGCAGCAAAUGGAACUUGAAUAAAGUUUCAAGGCUACCGAAGUCUACCCUGCGCCUUCUUGAAACAUCCAUUCCGGGAGUCACUGAACCGAUGCUUUACAUCGGAAUGCUGUUUAGCAUGUUUGCCUGGCAUGUUGAGGACCAUUAUUUGUACAGCAUCAAUUAUCAACAUUGUGGAGCAUCAAAAACUUGGUACGGAGUUCCAGGUUCUGCAGCUCUAAAUUUUGAGAAGGUGGUUAGAGAAUGUGUGUACAGCGAUGAGAUUCUGUCAACUAAUGGGGAGGAUGGAGCCUUCGAUGUGCUUCUAGGGAAGACAACUAUAUUCCCACCAAAGAUUCUGUUGGAUCAUGAUGUGCCUGUGUACAAGGCUGUACAAAAACCCGGAGAGUUUGUUGUCACGUUCCCCAGAGGUUAUCAUGCUGGGUUCAGCCAUGGUUUUAACUGUGGUGAGGCAGUGAACUUCGCGAUGGGUGACUGGUUUCCCUUUGGAGCCAUUGCGAGUUGUCGCUAUGCUCAUCUUAACAGGUUGCCCUUGCUCCCUCAUGAAGAGUUGAUUUGUAAGGAAGCAAUGCUCUUAAACUCGUGUCCCAAACCCGAGAAUCUGGAUUUUUCACCUGCGGAAUUGUCAGGACAAAAAAACAUCAAGACUGCGUUUGUGCACCUGAUUCGUUUUCAUCAUCUGGCUCGAUGGUGUCUAAUGAAGUCAAGAUUAUGCACAGGCCUGGUUUCGAAUACAUACGGAACCAUCGUAUGCAGUCUGUGUAAACGGGAUUGCUAUUUGGCGUUUAUAAAUUGCCAGUGCUACUCGCAUCCUGUCUGUCUCCGUCAUGAUGUUAAAAAGCUUGACCUUCCAUGCGGGACAACACGUACUCUGUUCUUGAGGGAUAACAUUGAAGUCCUGGAAGCUGCUGCAAAGAAGUUUGAGGAAGAAGGUGGAGUUUCAGAUAUGAUUACAAGUGAUGAAAAUUUAUAUGCCUAUCCAUCGCCACUCAAACUUGCAGCUGCAAAAGAAGAAGGAUAUUCACGGUAUUCCACUAUAUACUUUGACUUCAAUACCGAGUUGGAGAUGGCUUCUGGAAACCCUGUCAUGAGCUACGAAGCAAAUGCUUCAUGCAUCUCUUCUGUUGCUGAUGAUUAUGUAUGCUCAACAACUGCUGAUCACAAGCAGGUAAAUAGAGGAGCUAACUGUAGUAGCAGUAGUGAUUCUAAGCUCUCGGAAGACGUAGCAAGCAGCAGUAACAAGAAGACUCGGUUCUUCUCUGCGGUUCAAGAUGAAGUACUAGGUACGGAUCAGGAAAGUGAGGGUUCUGGUUCCGAGAGUUUCAGAGUGAAACGACGUUCGUUGCUGAAAUGUGGGAACCGAGCAGUUGUUCAGGAGACAAGAGACUCUGAGCAUCAUCAUCAGGGACAUAAAAGAUUGAAGAGAUCACAGAAGUACCACGAAGGAAGAUAUAGUAGUAGAAGUAGUAAGGAAGAAGAAGUGUUAGUAAUUUCAAAAAGAAAGGAAACUCAUGAGCAGCAGCAAAGUGACGUGAAGAAGAUUGAGAAUCAUUUUGGUGGUGGGUUUAAACGUCUGAAAGUGACAGCGUUGAUAAGGCCAUAGCGUGAGAGACAGCCUUCAACUUCCUCCUAACUAAAUUUUUUUUUAACUGACUGCUGAUAUAUCUAACAAUACGGGAAAGAAAAAGCGAAUCAAAAGCAAAAUAUUCAGUAUCUGAUUUUAUUAUGGGAGAAGAAAGAAGCAAGAAGGGGAUAACCAACCAACCAACACUAUUGGGUUUGUUUUUAGGCUUUUUACCAAAUCUUUGAUUCUUUGUGUACAUUUUUAAACUCUUUCUGUUCCUUCUUCUUUUCAUCUUAUGAUGUAAAUCUCUUAUUUUGUCUUUUUGGUUAUUACUGUCAACAGAAAAAGGCUAGUUUUUUCUUUUUGUUCCUAACAAUGGCUUUUGUUAUUGUUGAUAUGAUGAUGCAUAGAGAGAGCUUAAUCAUCUCUUAGAGCA